AUGACAUUCUUCACGUCUGAAGAUCUUAAAAUUGCAUUUAAUUUUUUCUGUACCGUAUAUGGAAUUGGAACUCUCGGUGUCCCAUCAAAUUUUGCUCGUUCAGGUCUUCCAUUUGCUACAAUUGCUCUGAUCUUUAUGGCAUUUGCAAAUAUUUGUUCUUGUGUUGCGAUAUCACGUGUCAUGUUAGCUGCUCCAUCAAAUGUCAAGACUUAUGGUGAUGUUGGUGAAUGGUGUUGUGGUAAAAUUGGACGAUAUCUUGUUGUAUUUGUUCAAUUUGGUGUAUGUUGUUUAGUACCUUGUGCUUUUUUAGUACUUGGUGGAAUUUUACUUGAUGGAAUCUCUCCAAAUGCAUUUGAUCAGCAAUAUUGGAGUAUUCUCAUGGCUGUUAUGCUUUUACCUGUUAUUUUAACUCCAACACUUAAAGAAGGAGCAAGUGCAGCUUUUGCUGGAUGUCUUGGUACACUUCUUGCUGAUGCUAUUUCACUUGGAAUAUUAUUGAAUGGUAUUGGAUCAGAUCAUCCAAAUAUUAUUGAUCCUGAGUAUGAUCUUGGUCAAGUUUUAAGUUCAUUUGGAAAUUUAGCACUUGCAUAUUCUGCUGCUGUACUUGUACCUGCUUUACAACGAGAACAUUCUGAACCAGAACGUAUGCCACGUGUUGUUGCUACUACAAUGACAUUUACAGCAUGUCUUUUUCUUCUUAUUGGUACAACAUCAUAUAUCUCGGUUGGAUGUCAAAUUCCAGGGAAUCUUCUCUUUGCAAUUAAUGGUACAGCACUUGAUUUAAAUGCAGAUCGUGGUGCUGUUGUACUUGCUUAUAUGUUUAUGCAAUUACACAUUACCAUUGCGUUUUCAGUGAUUUUAAAUCCUGUUCUUUAUAUUGCUGAACGUGGAAUUCUUGGAAUGCAUCAACCUUCACCAUCUCGUCAAAUUGAUGAAGAAUCACCAGCAUUUAUCAACACAAUCAAUUCAUUAUCACAUCCAAAGGAACGUCCAUCGAAUGUAUCAGCUGAGUAUCAAAUGUCACCACAAGAUUUGAUUGAUGAAUAUCAAAAUUGUGGUCCCAUUAUGAUUGCUAAGUAUACAAUUCUUCGAAUAAUUAUUGUGGUGAUUCUUUUGAUUAUUGCAAUAAUUUUUAAAGAUCAUUUUGUUGAUUUUACGGAUUUUGUGGGAGCUUGGGCUGUUUCAAUGGCGUGUAUUAUUUUACCAAUUUUCUUCUAUCUCAAAGCAUUUUGGAACUUUAUUCCAUUGUAUGAAAAGAUACUUGGAAGUCUUUUGAUUCUCGUCUGUGCUGGACUUGGUUGUUAUGUCACUUAUACAACUGGCGAGAAGUUAUUCUUGAAUAUUGUGAGUGACAAGACUUUUCAAUAUUGUCCUUCAGGUUAUGACAUGGUUGUGUAUACCAAUGCCACUUUUUACGGUAAUACUUAA
This is a messenger RNA of Plasmopara halstedii, 1428 nucleotides long. Its product is annotated as amino acid auxin permease family. The record is from RefSeq and is a predicted model, not a curated record. Gene Ontology annotation, cellular component: vacuolar membrane. NCBI's taxonomy places the organism in Eukaryota, Oomycota, Peronosporomycetes, Peronosporales, Peronosporaceae. Gene Ontology annotation, molecular function: amino acid transmembrane transporter activity. The transcript has a single exon. Gene Ontology annotation, biological process: amino acid transmembrane transport. The coding region runs from base 1 to 1428 and encodes 475 amino acids.